Messenger RNA from Prorocentrum cordatum, 2086 nucleotides. The record is from the annotation of a GenBank genome assembly. Lineage: Eukaryota; Dinophyceae; Prorocentrales; Prorocentraceae.
AGCCAUUUUGGCUCAAGCUCAAGUCCUUCUUCUGUUCAGGCCUUGACUGCGGCCCCGCGUGGGCCGAAGAGAUGGCGCCCGCGAGAGGAGAGCGCGAUCCGACGAUGGCGUUGCUGAACCAGAGGCAGCUCUUCGAGGCGGUGACCAACCAGUGCCCGGAUGUGCUGACCAGGAGCGUCUACCAGCCCAUGCAGCUAGCGCAGCCCCUGUUCAAGAUGCCGCUGCACGAGAAGCGAGAGCUGUUCGUCGCUGCUCUCCGCGGCAUGCUCAAGGACAUCGGCGACGGGAGGUCCCCCGCCGAGGUGGCCUACGCAACAGACGAGUCGGGGAGGCUCUUCUCGUUUGGCCUGCAGCCGAUGUGGGAGGUGCGCGAGGACAAGGGGCAGUCGCGUCUCGUUGGCUUGGAGAGCCUCCUGGCGCUGCACACGGCCUCCUGGGGCGUCGGCCUCGUGGUGGACGUGCUCGACGACCUGCUCGACACCGACAUCGACCUCUACCUGCAGUUCAAGGGGCUGGAGGUCCAGGCGGCCCUGGACGCCCUGGAGACCUUCCCGAGCCUGCCGCCGAUCAGCGUGAACGUGCGUCCGUCCGAGUGGCUCCUGCCGGAGGUCCAGAGCCUGGUGCUCGACGCCACCCGCCGCGCGCCGGGGCGGAUCGUCUUCGAGCUGACGGAGUACACCCAGGACCUGCAGUUCAAGAGGCUGUUCGGCGAGCAGGGCUCGCUCUCGCAGCGCCUGACGAGGACGCUGCUGCCCGUGCUGCGGCGCAUGCGGGAGGCGGGCGUGAAGCUGCUGGCGGACGAUCUGCUGCCCUUCAGCGUGUACUGCUUCGACGGGGAGGCGUCGUGCAGGAAGGGCCACCGCCUCAUAGACCACCACGCAACCGAGAGCAGCAUGAUGCUCUCGAGGGAGUGGUCCGCGGUGUUCCACGGCGUGAAGAUUAGCCUCGACUGGGUCAUCCACGCGAUGCCCCUCGGGAAGCAGACAGGGGCCGCGUUCGCGUCCGUACCCAUCUACGCCAAAAACAUCAAGGACAACCCUGGGCACGUGGCGGCCGUGACCGGCAAGCCCGUGUCGGACGAGGGCGUGGAGACGUCCUCUGCCCUCCGCGACCUCCAGAAGGCCGCCAGGGUAGAGCUGCAGGCCGCCCUGCAGGAAGUCCGGCGGCACCGCUUCGACAUCCUGCCGGUCCUCGAGGCGACGCUGCCGCCCGCCCACAUCGCCGAGUGGGGCCUGGAGGGCGCCGGGCAAGAGCAGGGGGGCAUGUUCUUCGAGGCCCGCUUCCCGCCCGCGUGGUUCUUCGGCCAGAUCCUGUCUCCGCCCCUCGCGCAGCGCCCCAAGGCCUCGUCCCCCAAGAAGGGCUUCCCUUCCACGCGCACCGAGGGCUGAGGCCCUGCGCGCGGCGUGGGUGCCCCUGCUCGCCCGCACGUGGGACCAAGGAGGGCACGGGGGAGGAGAAGGUUCAUCCAGAACAGAUGAGAAAAUAUUGGUGUGGUGUGACCAUCCAUCGGUGGACGUGCGGCACGGUCGCAGUCAGAGUGCGGCCUCACAGCAACCCGCGGCCAGCACACUGGCCGAGUUGGGUUGCGGCAGGCCACUUGUGGCUGCGAGUCGGCUGCAUCGGUGCGCAUUGUGGGAGGUGCCUACCUAGACUAGACACGCUGCUGAGUUCUACAGGUCUGAACCUAAUAGUAAUUGUUCUCUUUGCGAAUUGCUGACUGCAUCGCUGAUAAGCUGGCACGCCAUGGUGUUCCUUACCAUAUGCUUGCAAUCCUCCUUCUAUUCCCCUUCUUCAAUGCGUCUCCUGUGGCAUUGCUGCAUGGCGUGAUCAGACCGAGGUAUAAGAUAUAAGCUGGAUGCGCCUGUGUGUUCUUGAGGGGUGCUCUUCUGGCUUGUGCCCCACUGUACACGUGUUGCUCUCCCUUAGGCUAUUCGCCCCCGUCGUCGCCCCCGACUGCCGCGCCCCUGGGCGGGAGAGUGGGCCUGGGCCGGGGUUGGCGAAGCAUGGGAUGUGUAACUUGUGGUCGAUGCACUUGCCCUUUUGCCAUCCAUGGGAGCCCAGCGACGAGAACGGGUGACGAACUGGC